CCCUCCUUUGUCCUUUGUCCUUUUGCUUUUGCUUUUGCUUUUCUUCUCUCUCUCCUUCUCCUCUUCUUCUUCGUUGUCUCUGUCUCUGCUGGGGCUCUGUGAAUGUCUUGCUGGCUCCUAGCUUACAGAAGGAGCCUGUCUGUCGCUACGAAUUCUGCCUCUGCUGCCGCUUCUACCACUCCUCCUCCUGUUACCAGCGCGUUACCUCCGUCUCUGCCCCCUGCCGUAUCACGCGCACCUUCCCUUACUCGAGGCUCCUUGCGAACUACUACCUUGGGUAGGAGUCGAGCUCCGUUGGCGCAUUGGCGACGACUAACCCCGACACUGGUGCAGUGGUCAUUAGCCGCCACAGGAGUACCCGCUUUCAGCCUCACCAGUCGCACGCCCGCCCGGUCGAUCUAUUCGCGAGGACAUUCGCAGUUUACUUCUCCGAUCUUUCGUGGGGUCUCCCGCGCCGAUAACAUGGACAUGAAUGGGGAAGCAGGCGCAAAACGCAAACGCAGCUCGAUCGCCGCUCCCGCUGAGCGGCCGGUGAAACACCUCAAACCUGAGAACACUGCGUUAACACCUGGAGACACCACGCCAGCCAACGGAACUGUCUACGAUGUUGAGGAUCAGGAGGAUUCCAGUCCGUUGAUGGCCAUCGGGCCUACACAGGCUGAUUCGCCGGAGUGGCAGGCGACGAUUGAGGAAGUUGUCAAGAGUGUUGUGUCUAUCCAUUUUUGUCAGACUUGUUCGUUCGAUACGGAGCUCUCUAUGAGUAGUCAGGCUACGGGUUUUGUGGUGGAUGCGGAGCGUGGAUAUAUCCUAACAAAUCGGCAUGUUGUCUGUCCGGGCCCGUUUUGGGGGUACUGUAUCUUUGAUAACCACGAAGAGUGCGAUGUUCGCCCUGUGUAUCGAGACCCCGUCCACGAUUUCGGUAUCCUAAAAUUCGAUCCUAACGCGAUCCGCUACAUGAAACUGACGGAGCUUAAGCUUCACCCAGACGCAGCUCGUGUGGGCUCAGAGAUUCGGGUUGUGGGUAAUGAUGCAGGAGAAAAAUUGAGCAUCUUGUCCGGUGUCAUCAGUCGACUUGAUAGGAACGCUCCUGAGUAUGGUGAAGGUUAUAGUGAUUUUAACACGAAUUACAUCCAAGCUGCGGCCGCAGCGAGCGGUGGAAGCUCUGGUAGUCCUGUAGUCAAUAUUGAUGGUCAUGCCAUUGCUCUGCAGGCCGGUGGUCGUGCAGACGGGGCUGCAACCGAUUACUUCCUCCCCCUGGAUCGCCCACUGCGUGCGCUGGAAUGCAUUCGCAGGGGGGAACCUGUCACCAGAGGUACUAUCCAGACCCAGUGGAUUCUGAAACCCUUCGAUGAGUGUCGCCGUUUGGGUUUGACUCCUGAGUGGGAGGCCGCAGUCCGCAAGGCUGCCCCCAGCGAGACUAGUAUGCUGGUCGCUGAAAUCAUUUUGCCCGAGGGACCCGCCGAUGGAAAGCUUCAGGAAGGAGACGUGCUCUUGCAGGUGAACGGAGAGCUCCUCACGCAGUUUAUCCGCUUGGAUGACAUUCUGGAUUCCAAUGUUGGCCAGACCGUGAGACUGCUGGUGCAGAGAGGCGGUCAGAAUGUGGAGAUCGAGUGCCAGGUUGGCGACCUGCAUGCCAUCACGCCCGAUCGCUUUGUCACAGUGGCUGGUGGAACAUUUCAUAAUCUGUCCUACCAGCAGGCCCGCCUCUAUGCCAUUGCCACCAAGGGUGUUUACGUGUGCGAAGCAGCCGGCUCCUUCAAACUCGAGAACACCCUAUCAGGAUGGUUGAUUGAUUCGGUCAACAAGCGGAAGACCCGCGAUCUGGACGAGUUUGUCGAGGUGAUGAGGACGAUCCCCGAUCGCUCUAGAGUUGUGAUUUCAUAUCGUCAUAUUCGUGACCUCCACACCCGAGGUACUAGUAUUGUCUACAUCGACCGACACUGGCACCCCAAGAUGCGACUCGCAGUUCGGAAUGACAACACUGGCCUCUGGGACUUUUCUGACCUUGCGGACCCAGUCGCAGCCGUCCCUCCUGUGCCGAGGAAGGCUGACUUCAUCCAGCUGGAUGGAGUCUCCCAGCCAGCUGCUGCUGAGAUAGUGCGCAGCUUCGUCCGGGUAUCCUGCACGAUGCCUUUGAAGCUUGAUGGAUAUCCACAGGCCAAGAAGACGGGCUUCGGGUUGGUAAUCGACGCAGAGAAAGGUUUGGUGGUGGUUUCGCGUGCUAUCGUCCCGUACAACCUCUGUGACAUCAACAUCACCGUCGCUGACUCGAUUAUCGUUUCUGCCAAAGUUAUAUUCCUUCAUCCAUUGCAAAACUACUGCAUUGUUCAAUAUGACCCCACCCUUGUGCAGGCACCAGUUCAGAGCGCAAAGCUCAAUUCCGAGUACAUCAAACAAGGGCAGGAUACGAUUUUUGUUGGUUUCAACCAGAACUUCCGUAUUGUGGUGGCCAGGACUGCGGUGACAGACAUUACCACGGUCUCGAUUCCGGCCAAUACUUCUGCGCCCCGCUAUCGAGCGAUCAACUUGGAUGCGGUCACAGUGGACACGGGUUUGAGUGGCCAGUGCUCGAACGGUGUCCUCGUUGGCGAAGACGGCGUUGUACACGCGUUGUGGCUGAACUACCUCGGCGAACGUACGCCCAACUCACACAAGGAUGUUGAGUAUCAUCUCGGAUUCGCUACGCCUGCACUGUUGCCAGUUGUUUCAAAGAUUCAACAGGGGGUUAUUCCCAAGUUGCGCAUUUUGAACAUGGAGAGCUACGUGGUGCAGAUGAGCCAGGCUCGUAUCAUGGGGGUCUCAGAGGAGUGGAUUCAGAAGGUGACCCAGGCUAACCCGUCCCGACACCAACUCUUCAUGGUUCGCAAGGUCGACUGUCCUCCAGCGGGGUUCGCAUCGACGGCCGACGACUUCCAGGAGGGUGAUAUUAUCCUCACCCUAGACGGGCAGCUCAUCACUCGUGUCUCUGAGUUGGAUAUUAUGUAUGAAAAGGAGAUUCUGGAGGCUCUUAUUGUCCGAAAUGGGGAGGAAAUGCGGAUCCAAGUGCCGACAGUGCCGACAGAGGAUCUAGAGACCGACCGGGCAGUUGUUUUCUGUGGCGCGGUACUGCAGAAGCCGCACCACGCCGUCCGGCAACAGAUCUCUAAGCUUCACAGCGAGAUCUACGUCAGCGCACGGAGCCGAGGAUCCCCGGCCUAUCAGUACGGUCUCUCGCCCACUAACUUCAUCACGGCGGUCAACGGGGUUCCAACGCCUACCCUCGACCGCUUUGUGGAGGAAGUCAGCAAAAUCCCGGACAACACAUACUUCCGACUCCGCGCCGUGACGUUCGACAACGUUCCCUGGGUUGUGACUAUGAAGAAAAACGACCACUAUUUCCCCAUGUCUGAAUAUGUUAAGGAUGAUGCGCAACCAUCGGGGUGGCGGACGAUCUCGCACGACAAGAACCAGAGGGAUGGAAUCGCGGCGGAUGUGGCCAAUCUUAACCCAGACGCCAUGGACGAGGGUUUCGAGGGAGGAAGUGAUAUGGAGCCGGAAGCACAUGUAUAGUGAAGAUAGAUAUAUGUAUGUGGCUGUAUAUUCUAGAGCGUGAUAGCUACACCCAGCAGACUUCACCAAGGGGGUAUCAGCAAUAUAUUAUAGACCAGCUUCUCUCGUUCAUCCGCUCCAAUCCUUUCCACACCCUACAAUCCACCACUACCUAGGUCGUUGAAUAGAUUCAUGACAUCUAUCGGGUACGCUCGGUUGUAACUUCUGCAGAACAUGCACCAUCCUCUGCGCAGAGUUUAAGACGACGAUUGGAGAGAUACGGUAAGUACAUCUGAUGUGAUCUGGCCCAUGCGGGAUGCAAUGACAGCGCAAUUGCGGGGCCUGAUGCAUCCUCGAUUCAUUCUGUUGUAUCCUCGGUUUACGAGGUCCCGGCGGGGUCCCGGCGUCUAGUUAUUGGCGGGGUUGAUGAUUGCUUGAAGUGCUGUAUAUUAAGAACCCAUCUGCUGUUUUGUUUUGGGUGUAUAUCUAAGUCC
Molecule: messenger RNA, 4022 nt
Organism: Aspergillus ochraceoroseus IBT 24754
Lineage: Eukaryota; Fungi; Ascomycota; Eurotiomycetes; Eurotiales; Aspergillaceae
Product: putative nuclear serine protease HtrA2/Nma111
Exons: 4
Coding region: 103-3549 (1148 amino acids)
Biological process (GO): proteolysis
Molecular function (GO): serine-type endopeptidase activity; protein binding
Source: RefSeq, a predicted model, not a curated record